Messenger RNA from Paramacrobiotus metropolitanus, 1467 nucleotides. RefSeq names its product annexin A2-like. NCBI's taxonomy places the organism in Eukaryota, Metazoa, Tardigrada, Eutardigrada, Parachela, Macrobiotidae. Gene Ontology annotation, cellular component: cytoplasm. The transcript is spliced from 9 exons. Gene Ontology annotation, molecular function: calcium ion binding; calcium-dependent phospholipid binding. The coding region runs from base 247 to 1203 and encodes 318 amino acids. The record is from RefSeq and is a predicted model, not a curated record.
AAUCGUCUGGAGGGCAAUUUUUACACUCUGAACAAUAAGGUAUCUGAAUAUUUCGCCAAAUCAUGGGCCGCUACUUUGCUACUUGUGUAGCGCAAAUAAGGAGAAUUAUUUAUUACAUGUUUCUUGACACUUCGCAGUUCUGAACUCGUGCAGAGUAAUAUUCCAACAUUUGCGACUGAAGCCAUUGAUCCCGGACAAUUUCCAGUGUUUUUGUUGCAAUAUUCCCUUUCGUGAAAGCGAAGAAAAAUGCCGGCUCGUCCGACGUUGCAUCCGCACUCUCCCUUUAAUGCACAAUCCGAUGCGGAUGGACUCUACAAGUCCAUGAAAGGAUUAGGCACUGACGAAAAGCAACUAACAUCCAUCUUAACGGCCAGAGUAUGGAAGCAGCGUCAAGAAAUAUCUCGCGCCUAUCAGGAAAAAUAUCGCAAGAGUUUGCUGGCGGAUGUGAAGUCAGACACGUCGGGCGACUACUACAGGUUAUUAAAAGCGUUAAUUCAGUCACCGGAAGUCAGCGAUGCCAAGGAUCUGAAUUAUGCUAUGAAAGGCAUUGGAACAGACGAAGAUCUCCUAAUGGAAAUACUUUUCACCAGGACAAACUCGGAACUGCACAAUAUUGACAAGGCCUACCUUGAACUGUUUAAAGUGCCCCUUUCUACGGCAAUCAAGAACGAUACUUCCGGUGAUUUCCGAAAUCUUUUGCUGGCCAUUGCCGCGGGAAAGCGGGAUGCAAACAGCACCUCCUAUAAUCCGAAUCAAGCAAUUGAUGACGGCAAAGCGCUGUAUGAUGCCGGCCCGAAUCGGUUAGGAACCAACAUGGCGAAAUUCACAGAGAUAUUUUCCCAACGCAGCAUGGACCAUCUUUGGAAGGUAUUCCAUGAGUUCAAAAUGAUCGCAAAAAUGGACAUUCUCGACGCUAUUAAAUCCGAGAUGAGUGGAGAUGCCGCAAAAGCUUUUCGCACGCUUGCGUACAUUAUACUAAAUGCAGAAGAAUACUUUGCCUUCCGGUUGGCGGAAGCGCUCAAGCGUCCAGUUAAAGACCGCACCGUAAUAAGGGUUAUUGUAUCGCGGUCGGAAAACGAUUUGGCCAAUAUUAAAGAUCAGUUCCGAAAGGUGGCCCAUAAAAGUUUGGAAACGUGCAUCGAGGAUGAGACCUCGUCUGAUUACAAAACGGCCUUAUUGGAUUUGGUUGGAAGACGCAAAUAAACAUAGGUAGUACAAUAGUACAAAUUAUUGUCAAUAUGGACGUCCGAAUAUACGUACAUGUAUUGUGCCAAUGUUCUGUAUUUUUCUAAAGUAAAAGAGAUGUAACAAGCUACUAGCAUGAUAUUAUUUUACAUUUCGAUGUUUGUGGCAGUGAUUUUUUGCAUGAUAUAUUUUUAUGAACUGGGUAUCAGCGAAGUCUUCAUACAUGUUCUACAAUAUUUACAUCAACAAACAACAAAGAAUGAGACAAUAAAGUAACUACAA